GCAGAACUCAGUGUCAUUUUUGAUUAUAUAACAUAUAUUGUGUCUUCCACAGAGCACCCUCGAACAGAAUCUGAAUGGGAAAACAGUUUUGCCUUGAAAAUGUUCCUCUUCCAGUUUGUCAACUUGAAUAGCUCCAUCUUUUACAUUGCCUUUUUUCUUGGCAGAUUUGCAGGCCGCCCAGGAAAGUACAACAAGCUUUUUAACAGAUGGAGACUGGAAGAGUGUCAUCCUAGUGGCUGCUUGAUAGAUCUGUGCUUGCAAAUGGGAGUUAUUAUGGUUUUAAAACAAAUGUGGAACAACUUCAUGGAACUAGGCUAUCCUUUAUUACAGAAUUGGUGGUCACGACGCAAAAUGAAGAGAGGAGGGCAAUUAAUGGAGCAUAAAAUUUCUCUGCCUCAGUGGGAAAAGGAUUGGAAUCUACAGCCUAUGAAUCUUCAUGGUUUAAUGGACGAAUAUUUAGAGAUGGUUUUACAGUUUGGCUUCACCACCAUCUUCGUUGCUGCCUUCCCACUGGCACCUCUCCUGGCAUUACUUAACAAUAUUAUCGAAAUAAGGUUAGAUGCGUACAAGUUUGUCACUCAGUGGCGAAGACCUAUGCCUGCAAGAGCAACAGAUAUAGGUAUCUGGUAUGGGAUUCUGGAAGGAAUUGGAGUCCUGGCUGUCAUCACCAAUGCCUUUGUUAUUGCCAUUACUUCGGAUUACAUUCCACGUUUUGUCUAUGCAUACAAAUAUGGUCCCUGUACAGAUCAAGGGUAUAGACAAGAAAAAUGCUUAAAAGGAUAUGUCAACAGCAGUUUAUCAGUAUUUGAUUUGAGUGAACUUGGAAUGGGAUACUCAGGAUACUGCCGGUAUAGAGAUUACAGAGCCCCACCAUGGAGUUCAACUCCGUAUGAAUUCACUUUGCAGUUCUGGCAUGUCCUGGCAGCACGGCUGGCCUUCAUCAUAGUAUUUGAGCACCUUGUUUUUGGAAUCAAGUCUUUCAUUGCCUACCUGAUUCCAGACAUGCCUAAAGACUUGUGUGACAGAAUGAGGAGAGAGAAAUACUUAGUCCAGGAAAUGAUGUAUGAGGCUGAACUGGAGCAUUUGCAGAGAGAAAGGAAAAAGAAUGGGAAACAAUAUCACCAUGAAUGGCCUUAG
Molecule: messenger RNA, 1137 nt
Organism: Nestor notabilis (Kea)
Lineage: Eukaryota; Metazoa; Chordata; Aves; Psittaciformes; Psittacidae
Product: anoctamin-3-like
Biological process (GO): chloride transmembrane transport
Cellular component (GO): plasma membrane
Molecular function (GO): chloride channel activity
Source: RefSeq, a predicted model, not a curated record